AUGUCUUAUAACAGAAGAGCUUGCGCCUCUCAUCGAAAACAUUUAGACAUCUUUCACAACAUCAAGAAACCCAUCUCGUUAUCGAAAGACAACGUAAAUAACAAACAGUUUCAUGCAACCGUUAUUCAUAAACAGUGGCAACAUCAUAUCAAAAAACACGUCUAUUCAAAUCGUCUUGGAAUUUCAUAUGACGUUUCAUACUUAGCUAAUGGACACAAAUUCCUUUCCACACACAAAGACCGUCGCAUAUCUGUUUUCUACAAUCGUGGUAACAAUAAAAAAUCUCAUAGACGCGUGAAUACUCUUGAAGAAAAGCUUCACCGUGCUAAACAACACCGUUUCUUAUUUUUACCUUCACAACAUAUUAAUAAACCCAUACAACAUUUAAAAUAUCACAAAAGACUAGUGCUCAGAGAUGAGAGUGAUUACAAUUUUCCUAUACCCCCUGCUUCACCCAAGCCUUUAGGCGCAAUGGCCGUUAUAGCCAAAUGUCUUGACCGAGCCCGUCAACUAUCUCCAGGAAACAAUUCAAUUAGUACUUCAAAUACUCACUCACCUGCCACCACCUCACAACCCACUCUCCUCAAUGAGGAGAAAACACAGGCAAAAAUUAAAGGUCAACAAUACACACCAGGAUGCAUAUACUGGUUAAAUGGUAUUAGAAAACGUAAAGAAGCUCACGAACUAGCUGUGCGUCAACAAAAAGCAGAUGAAGCAAGACAAGUUAGACGUCUCGCUUACGAAGAAGAACUUUCCGCUAGAGCUAAGCUCUGGAAUACUUCCUCCAACCGUAUAGAAUAUCGUGAAGAUAUGGUCAAAGAUCUGACUAACUUUCAAGAUCAUUUUCACAAAAAAAUCACUCCCCUAAUUGAUCGUCGAUCCGUUCUACAAAACAGAAUCAUACAGGGAAAAAACGUUUACAAAACUAACAAACAGUUGCUCCAAUUGGAGCAAGAACUAGGUCUUUUUAGUAUCGACUACUUUUCAGUCAUAGAUGACAACGGACCCCAUUACCGUUACAAAGGACACAUAUCUGAUGACACAAAACAUCUUGAACUCAGGCCACACAAACGCCCUCCUAUCCCGACUACAAAUACAGAUAGGCACAACACUGAGAUCAAAAAAUUGAGACUAGAUAUUCCGUCUCCUGAAGACUUUAAAGUCUUCGCUUUACCUUAA
Messenger RNA from Rhizophagus irregularis DAOM 181602=DAOM 197198, 1179 nucleotides. RefSeq lists its product as uncharacterized. NCBI's taxonomy places the organism in Eukaryota, Fungi, Glomeromycota, Glomeromycetes, Glomerales, Glomeraceae. The record is from RefSeq and is a predicted model, not a curated record.